Messenger RNA from Rotaria socialis, 1197 nucleotides. The record is from the annotation of a GenBank genome assembly. NCBI's taxonomy places the organism in Eukaryota, Metazoa, Rotifera, Eurotatoria, Philodinida, Philodinidae.
AUGUGGUCGAAUGAACCAUUAACUAUUUUUCGUCGAACGAUGGUAACUAUUUGUUGUUUAUUUGGAUUACCUGGAAAUAUUCUAACGAUAAUUGUUGGAAUAAAAGCACUUAAUCAUCGAACAAUACAUUUUCAACCAAAAGGAUUUCAUCUUUACCUUAUUGAAAUAUCUAUUUUAGACACAUGUUUACUACUGUAUUGGGUUAUUGAUACGUUAAUUGCUUAUCUUUAUGCAAUGCAAAAAAUUGAAUUUUUCUCUCUAAUGCAUAUAUCUGCAUUUUCAUGUUUUUGUUCUUACAUGAUUAAUCGAUUAUGUGCUGCACUUUGUUCAUGGCUCAUAACAUGCUUCACAUUUAUACGUUUUAUUCAUAUAUUCCGCCAAUUUAAUACAAUGAAAUCUAAUAUAAUCGUUCUCACAGCUCUUAUUAUUAUAUUUUCAAUAGCGAAUAGUUAUUCUAUGCUUGUAUUAGAAUAUAAUCCAGAACGAAAAUAUCUAAUCAACGAAACAAUAUUCACUUAUAAUACGGAGAAAAAUUCAACAUCAUUCUUUCAUCAUACACUUUGUACAAUACGCUCUGAAUAUGCAAAUGAUCGAUUAAUGUUAUUACUUAAUAUACUUGUUGCUGGCGUUUUAAAUCUAGCAUUACCAUCUAUAUUGAUAAUUAUUGUUAAUAUAACUAUGUUAUCCUUUAUAAAACGUAUUUAUUCAACACAAACUCGUAAUAAAACAAGAUGCCGUACAGAUUCAGUCAAUUAUCGCUCAACACGUUCAACUCUUGUUGUUAUAUCGAUGACAUAUGCCAUAUUUUAUUUGCCUUAUUUAAUUUUUUAUUUUCUCAUGAUUAUGUUAGAAGAUACUGAUGGUACAUUACAUAAUUGGUCGGAAAUAACAUAUAUACUACGCCAUGUUAGUCAUUCGGUAAAUUUCUAUGCGUAUAUAUUUACAAAUCUUCGUUUUCGACGUGAAAUAGCAAGGCUAUUUCGUGUUAUGUGUCGGUCAUGUUCUGAUUCUAAAAACCAAAACCGUUUUAAGCAAAAAAAGAAAUCACAAGUUAUUCUAUUAGAUAAAUGCCGUAUACCGGUACCCUACACAAAUUCCAUGACUAAACAAUCUCAACGGCGUUCAUGUGUGCAAAAUUUAAGUCGCAUUGAUUUACGAAAACAAAAGAAUUUAAUCGGUGGAAAAAAUCUUAUUUAA